AUGGCGGAAAUAGAGGUUGUUCAUCACAUGAAGGCUAAAACUAAAGGUAAGGUUGGCGACAUUGCUUUAAAACUUGACAUUAGUAAAGCUUAUGACAAGAUCGAUUGGAAUUACUUGAGGGAGGUUCUCACUACCAUGGGGUUCAGCCAAAGAUGGGUAAAGUGGAUUAUGCUUUGUGUGGAAACAGUUGAUUACUCUGUGAACUUGGACAGUAAUAAAGUUGGGCCAAUCAUCACGGGUAGAGGCUUGAGGCAAGGGGAUCCCCUAUCUUUGUAUCUUUUUAUCAUUUGUUAUGAAGAUGAUUGUUUUAUGUUAUUCAAAAUUGUUCAAAAGGAAGCUAUCGAGAUUAAAAAUAUCCUAGCCACUUAUGAAGAGGCUUCUGGACAAUCUAUCAACUUACAAAAAUUUGAGCUCUUCCGUAGCAGGAACGUUUCUACGAAUAUUAAAAAUAUGUUGGCUGAUACUUUAGGGGUUCAACAAGUGUUAGGGACGGGUAAGUACCUCGAUGUUCCAUCUAUGAUUGACAGAAGUAGGAAAGCAACUUUCAAGUAUAUCAAAGACAGAGUUUGGCAAAAGAUCAACUCCUGGAGUAGCAGAAGUCUUUCUUAA
Molecule: messenger RNA, 609 nt
Organism: Vicia villosa (hairy vetch)
Lineage: Eukaryota; Viridiplantae; Streptophyta; Magnoliopsida; Fabales; Fabaceae
Exons: 2
Coding region: 1-609 (202 amino acids)
Source: RefSeq, a predicted model, not a curated record